Molecule: messenger RNA, 837 nt
Organism: Teleopsis dalmanni
Lineage: Eukaryota; Metazoa; Arthropoda; Insecta; Diptera; Diopsidae
Product: SCY1-like protein 2
Exons: 7
Coding region: 1-837 (278 amino acids)
Biological process (GO): protein phosphorylation
Molecular function (GO): protein kinase activity; ATP binding
Source: RefSeq, a predicted model, not a curated record
AUGGACUUAAGUGCUUUUGAGAGCAGCGUCUUUCUUGCAGUGUCGCCUGCACAGAGCGAAACGAGAGCAAUUGACAAUUUUGUCGUUCCACCCACAACGGGGACCAACCAAAAUAUACAGCUGCCCCCAACACCACAAAGACCAGCGCAUGCAAAGGAAUACCAUUUUCUUGAUAUUGAAUUAAAAUAUGGAUUUCUACAGGUACGUGCUCUUCAUAUGCAAACGAGUAUAAGCAAGUUAGUCGAGGCUUUAUCCUAUUUACACUAUUCUGGUCACGUAAUUCAUCGCAAUGUGUGUCCAUCAUCAAUUUUAGUAACCAAGCGAGGUACCUGGAAACUAGCUGGUCUGGAAUUUAUUGAAAGAAUGAAUGAGACUGAUUUAAAUGAUUCGAUACCUUGUCAACCAUGGAGUAGCAGAGUUUCAAAAAUGGCACAACCAAACUUAGAUUUUAUGGCACCAGAAACACAAAUAACCUCAAAAUGCAGUUUACUGAGUGAUAUGUUCUCCUUGGGUUUGGUUAUUUGUGCUGUUUUCAAUAAUGGACGACCAAUUAUACAAGCUGGAAAUUCAGCAUCCAAUUAUAUGAAACAACUAGAAACGUUGGAUGAAUCCGUACAGAAAAUGCUACCAAGAGUGCCAGUGCCAUUGCAAGAAGCGACUUCACGUUUAGUCAGUCGUGAUCCCACCGCAAGACCGCCAGCGCAACUAUUACAAUUGAUUAAGUACUUUGUACAACAGACAAUAGAAUCAACAGCAACAUCAACAACAACAGCAACAGCAACAGCAACAACACUUACAUUAACAAUGAAAACCGCAAUGGCAAUGGCAAAUGUCUGA